[Torrubiella] hemipterigena is the source of this 2483-nucleotide messenger RNA. Lineage: Eukaryota; Fungi; Ascomycota; Sordariomycetes; Hypocreales; Clavicipitaceae. The record is from the annotation of a GenBank genome assembly.
GUGUGCCCAAGCGUAGCCCAGGCCCGAUGGAUCCGACCCGUCAGCCGGAGAUGGCGAUGGAGAAAAAACUGGUAGUCUGAUUAAAAAAGGGCUGUGGCGCCCGUCUCUUUUUUUGUUUGCUCUUUGUCUUUGAUUGUCCUUGUCUUGUCUUGUAGUGUUUGUAUGCUAUGACGCGAUCCUCAUAGCCAGCACUGAUAUAAGCGCCGUCUCUCAGUAAACUACAACACAACAGAAAGAAACAAAACGAAACCAGGAAUACACACACAAUGCGUUGGGCUUUCGUCUCGGCGUUUGUCUCGCUGGGCAGCCCGGCCAUCUCCAAGGCCCAGCAGUGCUGUCCUUGCCCAACAACUUCUUCUCUAGCGUCGUCUUCGCUUCUUUCUUCCGCGCCUACUCUCGUCUCCUCUACUCCAGCAUCCUCCUCUGUACCCCCGCCAGCGUCUUCGUCUCCUUCUACACCACUGCCUCAGGGCCGCACCGUCACCAGCACCGUCCUCAUAAUCGCCAAGGAUGACGAUGAGGUCGGCACCGCCAGCCCGGUUCUCGAUGGCUACGGAAUUCCCUGGCAGAAGCUGCUGGUCCCCAAGGAUGGCACUGCUUUACCGCCACUCAACACCACAGCCACCGAUGGCCUCUUCGGCAGCAUCAUCAUGGCCGGUGGUAUUGUCUACGAGUACAACGGCGCAUACCGCAGCGCCUUGACCGACGACCAGUGGAAGCAGCUCUACAACUACCAGACUUCUUUUAGUGUGCGCAUGGUCCGCUUCAACGAGUAUCCUGGCAGCGCCUUUGGCACAACGCCCGUCGAUCCCAGCAACCCGGGCUGCUGCGCCGACGACAUGGACCAAGGCAUCAGCCUGGUCGAUGUCACCUCCAUCCACAGCGCCAACCUCAAGCCUAAUGCUCCCCUCUCCAUGAAGGGCCUCUACCACUACCCGGCCAAGAUUACCGACCCUUCCACAACCACCAUGUUCGCCGCCCUCGAGCCCGUCAGCCGAUUCCCGGGCCGUUCCGUCGGUGCCGUAGUCAACAACUUCAGCGGCCGUGAACAAAUGGUCUUCUUUACCGCCCUUGCCCCUCAAUGGUCUCUCACCUCUGUCUUCCUCCACCACGCCUCCAUCCACUGGAUGACCCGCGGUCUCUUCAGUGGCAAGCGCAAGGUCCAUCUCAGCCCUCAGGUCGACGAUCUCCAGAUCCCCACGGCGCUCUUCUACCCCAACGGUACCAAGUUCCAAAUCUCCACGGCAGAUCUCGACGCCCACGUCCACUGGCAGGCCCAGCUCAACACCCAUCUCCCCGCCGGCUCCGAGUUCCGUCUCGAAAUGGGCCACAAUGGCAACGGCAACAUUCUCGAAGCUACAAACUCUACCUCAGGCAAGGACAAAUGUGACCCAGCAAACGCCAUCGCCUUCAAAAUGCCUCCUGCCACACCAAUCGAGUUCAAGAAGCCUCUUGGCUCUGGUGUCGAUAACUGGCCUGCAUCGUAUCAGCACUAUCAGUGGUCUGACGCCUGCUCUAACCUAGGAACCUUUGCCAACUGGUUCCGCAACCCAGACAACCUCAAUGCCUUUAGCCACGUCUCCCACACCUUCAGCCAUGAAGAGCUCAACAACGCCACAUACGCCGAUGCCCUUCGCGAGACGCAGUUCAACCAAGCCUGGAUGAAGCAGGUGGGCAUUGACCGUGCUGACCGCUUCUCCCCGAAGGGCCUCAUUCCUCCCGCCAUUACGGGUGUUAAGAACGGCGAUGCCAUCAAGGCAUGGGCCGACAGCGGCGUCACCUUCAUUGUUGGUGACAACACACGCCCUACGCUGCGCAACCAGCAGAGCAAGUACUGGCCGCUUGCUACAACCAUGGACAUGAACGGCUACGACGGCAUGUGGAUUAUCCCUCGCUACACGACGACCAUCUACUUCAACUGCGACAAGCCCGAGUGCAUCCUCAAGGAGUGGCAGGUGAUUGCUGGCCGCACCGGUACUUUUGACGAUCUUCUGACCGAUGCCCGCCUCACCAACACGCACUACAUCAUGUCGUUGUCUGCGGAUCCCUUCAUGUUCCACCAGGCCAACAUGCGCCAGGUCGACAUGCCCGAGACGACAGUCGGCUCGCAGACGGGCAAGAUGUCGCUGCUGAUGAGCUGGAUGGAGACGAUUACCCAGGAGCUUACUCGUCUCACCAACUGGCCCAUUACAUCGCUCAAGCACGAUGACCUGGGCAAUUACUUUUUGGAUCGCAUGGCCCUAGAUGGUUGCAAGCCCAGCAGCAAGUUUGUCUUUGGCCCUGACGGCAAGUCGAUUGUGCAAGUCGUUGUGAGCACAAAGGACAACACUUGCAGCGUCCCCGUGCCCAUUACUAUCCCGCAAGGUGCUGCUACUGGAGAUGAUAUCGAACAAGAUGUCGUCGGAAGCGAGCCUCCUAUUGUUUGGGUUACGAUGAACGGCAGCCCUGUGACGGUCACCUUGUCGAACCCCGUCCAGGUAUAA